AUGUCGGGGAAUAACAAUAAUAAUAAUGAUAACCCAGUCUCUUCACCACCACCUUCUCUACUUCAUGAUAACAAUACAAAUUAUCAAGAAAAUUCAAUUUUAUCAAGUGAACCAUCACAUUUCCCAUCUUCUUCUCAGAAUAUAGGAAUAAACACUGCACUUGGAUCUGGUGAUAAUGGUACACCAUUGUCUUCACAGGGACUUAAUUAUUCAAAUAAUAACCAACAAUAUUAUGAUUUUAGAAGCACUAAUAGCGAUGGUAUUUCUUCCACGAACAAUAACAAUGGAAGUGGAAGCAGUGGAAAUAAUAACAACAUUAAUAACAGGGGUGGCACGAAUAGUGGUGAAGACGAAGAAAGCUAUCCACUAGAAGGUACACGUCGUAGAACCACCGAUGCAAUCAGAAAAGUUGUUGAUGUUACAGCAGAAAAGGUUGGUGAGUCAUUUGAAAAUUUUUUAAGUAAUUUUAAUAUUGAUGGCGAUAAGCCUUACCUGGAUCAGAUUAGAUUUAUGAAGGCUUAUAAUUCAAGUACUAUUCAUAUUGAUUACACACAUUUGAUGACUAUUGAAAAUGGUGCUUUGGCUUUAGCUAUCUUGGAGCAAUAUUAUAGAUUUCUGCCCUUUUUACUGAGAAGUUUAAAAAGAGUUGUCAGGAGGAUAGCACCUGAUUUUCUAACUCUUAACAACAAUAAUGUGAGCAACAAUAUCCACGGUACAGAUGAAAAUGACAGUGCCUUGGUAAGAGGGUCUAAUUCUUCGACGAAUGGUUCUUCUGACCUAGCUGAAGGCAAUGGAGAGCGUGUUUUCCAGAUCAGUUUUCUUAACUUACCGGCUACCUAUAGAAUCAGAGACAUACGUGCCGAUAAAAUAGGUUCUUUAAUGAGUAUUGUUGGUACGGUUACAAGAACGAGUGAAGUUAGGCCUGAAUUGUAUAAAGCCAGCUUUACGUGUGAAUUUUGCCAUGCAAUUAUUGAUAAUGUGGAACAAAAUUUCAAAUACACUGAACCCUCAUUUUGCCAAAACCCGACUUGUGAAAAUCAAAGUUUUUGGAAAUUAAAUGUUAACAGAAGCAACUUUAUCGAUUGGCAAAAAGUUAGGAUUCAAGAAAAUGCUAAUGAAAUCCCAAGUGGCAGUAUGCCACGUUCCAUUGAUGUUAUCUUAAGGGGAGAUUGUGUAGAAAGGGCAAAACCAGGCGAUAAAUGUAAAUUUACCGGUACUGAGAUAGUUGUACCUGAUGUGAGCCAGUUAAAUUUGCCGGGAGUGAAACCACUGGGAUCUAGAUCCCGUGAUGGUAUGAGUACCAGUAGCGAGGGUUUAAAUAGUGGUGUUGGUGGGUUAAAGAUUCUUGGUGUGAGAGAUUUAACUUAUAAAUUGACUUUUUUAGCGUCUCAUGUUUUAUCUCUAGGUAUGGCCAACACCUCAGCAAAUGGCGAGGAUAAUGGAGGCGAUGAAGAUUUACAACAAUUUUUAAAUGCUAUCAAUUACGGCGACGCUGUUGGCGGUGAUAGUAAUAGUGAAACUAAGGAGCAAGAGUUGUAUCUAAGCAGUUUAUCUCCAGAGGAGAUCAAUGAAUUGAAGGAGAUGGUGAAAAAUGAAAACAUUUAUUAUGAUUUAGUUAAAUCUAUUGCGCCGGCUGUUUUUGGACAUGAACCGGUGAAGAAGGGGAUUUUAUUACAAUUAUUAAGCGGUGUACAUAAAACUACUGUUGAAGGAAUUAAAUUAAGAGGCGAUAUCAAUAUUUGUAUUGUUGGUGACCCAUCGACUUCAAAAUCGCAGUUUUUAAAAUACGUUGUUGGGUUUGCACCUCGUGCCGUUUAUACCAGUGGUAAAGCUUCUUCUGCUGCAGGGUUGACUGCGGCAGUUGUUAGAGAUGAAGAAGCCGGUGAUUUUACGAUUGAAGCAGGCGCAUUGAUGUUAGCAGAUAAUGGGAUUUGUUGCAUUGACGAGUUUGAUAAGAUGGAUAUUAGCGACCAGGUUGCUAUUCACGAGGCCAUGGAACAACAAACCAUAUCAAUAGCUAAAGCUGGUAUCCAUGCCACUUUAAAUGCAAGGACUUCUAUUUUGGCGGCAGCCAAUCCUGUGGGGGGUCGCUACAAUAGAAAGUUAAGUUUGCGAGGCAAUUUAAACAUGACUGCACCCAUUAUGUCUAGGUUUGAUCUAUUUUUUGUAAUCUUAGACGACUGCAAUGAAAAAAUCGACACCGAAUUAGCUUCACACAUUGUGGACUUGCAUAUGAAGAGGGAUGCUGCAAUUAAUUCACCCUACUCUGCAAGCCAAGUUUCAAGAUAUAUCAAAUAUGCCCACACUUUUAAACCUAUUUUAAAUAAAGAGGCGAGAGAUUUUCUGGUUAAAAAGUAUAAAGAUUUGAGGCAGGAUGAUUCGUCAAACUUUGGUGGUAGAAGUAGUUACAGAAUAACCGUUAGACAGCUGGAGAGUAUGAUUAGAUUGAGUGAAGCCAUUGCAAGAGCCAAUUGUGUUGAAGAGAUUACGCCUGAAUUUGUUUCUGAAGCCUACGAUUUAUUAAGCCAAAGUAUUAUUCGUGUAGAUAUGGAAGAUGUUGAAGUAGAUGAGGAUGAUAAUAGCAGUGAUACUGAUGAUGAUGAUAACGACAGCAAUAAUAAUAACAAAAAGAGUACGCCAAGUGGCGACGAUGGGAGGGGCAGCAGCAGGCAACCAACAACAAUUACGUACGAUAAGUACGUUGAAAUGAUGAAUUUGAUUGUGCGUAAGAUUGCACACCAGAACAGUGUGAACGGACCUGAACUAACAGCAAACCAGAUUAUUGAUUGGUAUUUAAGUGUCAAAGAAGAUCAAAUAAACAGUGAGCGUGAAUAUUGGGAAGAACGUAAAUUGGCCUUUAAAGUUUUGAAGAGAUUGGUAAAAGACAGAAUUUUGAUGGCUAUAAGAGGUACCAAAGACAAUUUGGAUGAUGACUUUGGUAGCGGUGAUGCAACAAAUGAGGAUAGCAAUACGGGAAGCAAAAAAGAUAAAGUUGAUGAAACAAAAAUAGUUUACGUAAUUCAUCCUAAUUGUGCUAUUUUGGAAGAGAUUAGCUAG
Saccharomycodes ludwigii is the source of this 3057-nucleotide messenger RNA. It is a transcript of the gene MCM6, whose product is annotated as MCM DNA helicase complex subunit MCM6. NCBI's taxonomy places the organism in Eukaryota, Fungi, Ascomycota, Saccharomycetes, Saccharomycodales, Saccharomycodaceae. The record is from RefSeq and is a predicted model, not a curated record. Gene Ontology annotation, biological process: mitotic DNA replication; double-strand break repair via break-induced replication; DNA replication initiation. Gene Ontology annotation, molecular function: ATP binding; single-stranded 3'-5' DNA helicase activity; single-stranded DNA binding. The transcript has a single exon. Gene Ontology annotation, cellular component: MCM complex; nucleus. The coding region runs from base 1 to 3057 and encodes 1018 amino acids.